This is a messenger RNA of Xiphias gladius (swordfish), 2929 nucleotides long. RefSeq names its product HtrA serine peptidase 3b (gene htra3b). The transcript is spliced from 10 exons. Gene Ontology annotation, biological process: proteolysis. Gene Ontology annotation, cellular component: extracellular region. The coding region runs from base 405 to 1808 and encodes 467 amino acids. Lineage: Eukaryota; Metazoa; Chordata; Actinopteri; Istiophoriformes; Xiphiidae. The record is from RefSeq and is a predicted model, not a curated record. Gene Ontology annotation, molecular function: protein binding; serine-type endopeptidase activity.
GGGCACUGCUCCCCCCAUCUCCUCCCUCUCUAUCCGGCCGGCUUCAAUGCUAGAGGCGCUCACCCUGCCAGAAAAUAGCAUGGUCACUCAGCUUGGACAAAAGAAAAACGAAAAAUGUAAUUUACUUCAUCUGAUACUCUCAACCUACAUCUGGAUUAGUUGUCUCGUCAGGACGCAUAAUCACGGGAACAAGUCAAGGACAAGUUUCACCGUUCAACUUCCCAGAUAAGGAUAAUUUAUUCUGAUGAAAUUUGCAACAUUAAGGAGGCAUCUGUUUUUCGUGAUUAUGGAUUUCCACACAUCAAUGUAAAUACUCCAUAAAGUGAGGAGUACUGCGGAGCCAGGAAACAUGAUCUCCGCGUAAGAUCUUUAGUUUCUAUCAGUCCCAAAUCCUCCUUUAAAAAAUGCAGAUCCUCCUGUACGCAGCUGUGUUCUUUUAUCUCAAGGCGUCUACCAGAGCUGAGCCGAAAGCCACAUGUCCAGCACGAUGCGAUGUGAGUAACUGUCUGAGCCCUAGCUGCCCUAGCGGCUACGUGCCGGACCGCUGCAACUGUUGCCUUGUAUGCGCCCAGGGCGAAGGAGAGCCGUGCGGCCGCAAGGACGACCUGCCUUGUGGGGACGGACUGGAGUGCAAAUCCCCGGAGAACAAACGGCUCUCCAAGGGAUUCUGUCAGUGCAAGUUCAGCCAAGAAGUUUGCGGCAGCGACGGGAAGACCUACGAUAAUGUGUGCCACCUGAAGGCGAGCAGCAGGAAGGCCCUACAGCAGGGACUGUCUGGCAUCUCCCAGAUCCAGAAAGGACCGUGUGAGACCGACAUAGGUCCUUCACAUGCUGCCAGUCCUCGUUACAAGUUCAACUUCAUAGCUGACGUAGUGGAGAAAAUCGCUCCAGCUGUGGUCCACAUCGAACUCUUCCUCAGGCAUCCUCUCUUUGGUCGGAACAUCCCUCUGUCUAGUGGAUCCGGGUUUGUGAUGUCAGAGAAUGGACUGAUUGUUACCAAUGCUCAUGUAGUCUCCAGCACCACUCCAGUGUCCGGUCAACAGCACCUCAAGGUCCAGAUGCAUAAUGGUGAUGUAUAUGAAGCCAACAUCAAAGACAUAGACAAAAAAUCAGACAUUGCUACCAUCAAAAUCAACCCACAGAUAAAGCUGUCUGUAUUGUUUCUGGGCCACAGUGCAGACCUGAGGCCCGGGGAGUUCGUGGUUGCGAUCGGCAGCCCCUUUGCCCUCCAGAACACUGUCACCACCGGCAUUGUCAGCACUGCCCAGAGAGAUGGCAAGGAACUGGGCCUCAGGGACUCUGACAUGGACUAUAUCCAGACAGAUGCUAUUAUCAAUUAUGGUAAUUCAGGAGGACCUCUUGUCAAUUUGGACGGGGAAGUGAUAGGCAUCAACACCCUGAAGGUUGCAGCAGGAAUCUCAUUUGCGAUUCCCUCCGACAGGAUCACUCGCUUCCUUAAUGAUUCCCUUGACAAGCAUAACAAAGAUGUGAGGUUGAUAAAGAAGCGUUUCAUCGGAAUACGGAUGUUGACGAUCACACCAGCGUUAACUGAAGAGCUAAAACAACAGAACCCAGAUUUUCCUGACAUUACCAGUGGGAUUUACGUCCAUGAGGUCAUUCCUCACUCACCUGCACAGAAGGGUGGUAUCAAAGACGGUGACAUUAUUGUGAAACUGAAUGGCAGACCUUUGAUGACAACAGCUGACCUGCAGGGGGCGCUGCAGGAGGAGACAGCCCUGCUACUGGAAGUUAGGAGGGACAACGAUGACCUGCUCUUUAACAUCGAACCUGACGUUAUCAUGCAAUAAAUAUUGCAAGCAAAGCACUCUUGCAGAAUUAGACCAAAAUCUAAGGCCCUAUUUUGUGAAAGAACUUGUUGGAUGGUAGAAGCUGUGCACAGGUGAAGUGGUUUUUAUGUCAAAUGCACACAUCUUCUGAUACUUUGUAACUGGCCGUUAACUUGACUGUACCAAAAUAAAAGGACAGUAUCAGUAAGGACGACAUAGUACAAACAGUUUCAGCAUUAAGAAUUUACAACUGUACCUCCGUCCUGUUCGGAUAUGGUCAACGUUGGAACACCCUACAGAAUCACUUAAAACCAAACCUAUUUAAUGUAUGUUAUCUAUGUGCUUGUUUCACAUUAAUUGAUCAUGUUUCAACCAGUGGACAGAUCUAUGCAGCCCAAAAAUAAUGAAGCAACAAUGGGUGUUGGAUAGCAUCUUAUGGUAUAUAUCACAAAAAUUACAAGAUAAAAGAAAAGUUGACGAAUGCACUGUUGAAUUGAUAAAUGAAAAUUGAAUAAAAUUCAAUUAAAAAAACAAAGGUGAUCGUAUACAGAUGAUUAAAUUAAUUCAUUUUAUCCUAAGCAUUUUUAUUUCCAACAAAGUUUUUUCAGACAGGGGGAAAGGGGCGUAAGCAUUGUACAAUCAAAACAAUCCUAUUCAAAUUAAAAUUCAAAAUACCUUUAUCAAUUGAACUUCAUUUGUGUAAAAGUGCAUAUACAACAUGUAGCCAAACACAAACACAUAGUAGACAUCAAACAAGUACAACUAAUGACAAUUUAAAACCGUUUAAGAUAAUAAGGUUAAAUGUGUAUAGAUACAAUAAAUAAAUGAACAAGUUAGCUCAGGAAUUAAUUAGUCUUAUGGAUUUAGGCAGUGGGCUUGACAUGGCCCGCUUGAUCCUGAAUGUCAGUGAUUUGUAUCUGCGGCCUGGAGGUAGGUGGCUGAAUUGGUUGUUUAGUGUGUGUAUAGUAUCCAAGGCUAUUUGUAUUCUUUUCAUUUUAUUCUAUCUGCUGUAGAUACUGCUUAGUGGUUCUUCCUUCAGUCAGAUUUUGCUCUUCAUUUUGAUGAUUUUGUUGAGAGGAUUAAGGUGGAUGUUACUCAAAGCACCAAACCAGGCUGUUAUGUUGUAGGUGAUGAUGGAUUCA